Molecule: messenger RNA, 726 nt
Organism: Acaromyces ingoldii
Lineage: Eukaryota; Fungi; Basidiomycota; Exobasidiomycetes; Exobasidiales; Cryptobasidiaceae
Exons: 3
Coding region: 1-726 (241 amino acids)
Source: RefSeq, a predicted model, not a curated record
AUGACAGCAUCGACGAUGCCCCAGGCUAUCAAGAUUGCUCGGCCCCCAAAGGAUGCCGACGUCUAUCGGAAAGUUCAAUACAUCAUGUAUUCUGCCCACGAGAUCUUCCGUGAAGGGUACAACAGUAUUGUCAAGCUGCUCAGACAGGAUCUCCAGGACGAUCUGCUCAAGAACGACGCCGUCAACUUCAUGGACUACGUCCAUUCGUGGUUCUACGUCAUCGAUCACCACCAUCAUUCAGAGGAAAGAAUCCUUUUUGACGUCUUCAGAAAGAACGGCGUCUCUAUCGAUUUGGAGCUGUCGCAGCACAAGCAAAUCGACGAAGACCUCCAGAAAGUGCACAAAUAUGUUGAGGAGUGGACCUCGUCACCUGAAAAAUUCGACAGCGCCGAGCUCCUCGUUCACUUCGAAAAGCUGGGUCCCAACCUGUUUGAGCACCUCAACAACGAAGUUGUCACGCUUCUCGAUCCCGAGACAGUGGCGAAGGAAAUCGGGGCAGAGGACCUUCAGCAUCAUCAGGACGCCUUCUCAAGAGCUGCACAGAAAGAGAGCGAUCCGACGGUUACUUUUCCCUACGCCUUGACACACACGAGCCCAGAGCAAAAGGACUGGCAUGAGGCGCCCUGGUUCGUCGUCCGUAUCUUCGCUCCAAUCUGGUACAUCAAACACCGGGCCGCCUGGAAAUAUUCCCCGUACACACUAUCUUCUAGCAUUCCUCAACGCUGA